AUGAGGCUAAUACUCCUUAUCCUUCUUAUCGCUUUAGUGACAGCUCAAAACAAAUUCUCACCAAAAUGCAAAAAAGACAGUGACUGCGACCCUAUGAACCACUGCAACGAAGAGGUCGGCAAAUGUGUCCACAAGGACUUGAUGCCAUUGAGCGGACAGGAAGUAGCAGGUACAAUCCUGGUGUUUUUGAUGAGUGCUUUAUCCAAUGCCGGUGGAAUUGGUGGUAGCUCAAUCAUGAUUGCUUUUCUGCUCCUGAUAUUUAACUUCGAGACACACAUGGUGAUCCCGAUAGUUCAGGUCAUUAUAAUGAGUGGAAGCAUUAUUGCAGUCUUUUUAAAAUUCAAGAGCAGGCAUCCUGCAAGGGACCGUCCCCUGAUUUUUUACGACAUCCUCAUGCUUGAGGUGGCCCCUCUUCUCCUUGGAAGCUCAAUUGGGGUUUUCCUCAACAUAGGGUUCCCUACAUGGCUAAUUUUAGCAAUCCUUAUUCUUGUGACAUUGACGUUGGCUAUAAUUACUUUCCACAAAGGAUAUAGGAAUUGCCCGAGGAUGGCGCUAUCUUGCGCCAUCCUCGGGCAAUCCAAAAAAUGGCCCCACACUGGGAAUCGAACCCACGUGUGGGGCCAUUUUUGGUGCGUGUAAGUCGAUGUUGGCCACACACCAAAAAUGGCCCCACACGUGGGUUCGAUUCCCGGUGUGGGGCCAUUUUUGAAUUGCCCGAGGAUGGCGCAAGAUAGCGCCAUCCUCGGGCAAUUCCUAUAUGUGUAUUACAAAAAAGAGACCAAAAUUAAGAGAGUCUCAACCAUAAUGAAGGUUACCCAUCAAGACACCGUUGAAAUAGAUACUAUUGAGUUUAAGGCAGAGAACAAAAAUGAUGAGCUUGAAAUUGGGUUAGCCAAAAAAACGAUUUUUUCUGAUUUUUUCCUAUUAAAAUGACUGAAGGAGAAAAUAAGGCUUUUUCUCUCCCAAUUCAUUAUAGAAGAUCUCUUUCAUUCGAUGAAGGAUGGACAACAUAAAAAAAGCUAUAAAUUUUCUUGAAAAAGGAGUUUCAUUCUCAAUCAUUUAAAUAGAAAAACCCGUAUGAAUGGUUUUUUAAUAUGAGCCCUUCGAAAUCAUUGAGCCAGAUGACGAGCUAGAGAAAGACCAAGAUAACUUCGAGCAUGAAGAAGAAAAUUCACAAAAUCAGCUAGAAUAUGGAAAGAAAAGGCACGCUAGUUUUGUUAUUGUCGAAGAGGAGACAGGCAGACCUAUAAGAGACAUCCAUUCUGAGCUUCAAGAAAUUUACAAAGAAGAAGGCAAGGUUUACUAUCCUUUUCAUAUUUUCAUUAUUUGUGCGAUUUAUGCGUGGGCAAUUCUUGCUGCUUUUUUUAGAGGGGACACUAAUGUGAAGUCCAUCGGAGGCUGGGAACUUUGUUCAGAUCAAUAUUGGGGAUUUGUAGGAGGCUUUAUCGUUUCUAUGAUUUUAAUUGGUCUCAUUCUUGCAAGGCACCUUAAUAGGCAAACUCAUCAUAAGUUAUACUAAAUCAGGCAAAUUUUACAUAUGAAGUUUAUUAUUUUAUACUAAUUUGGCUGAGGUAAAUUUAAUAUAAAUAGCAUAGAACUGGGCUAUGACUAUGAUGCCCAUGACCUAAGGUGGCAUUUCAAAGAAAGCAUCAUGCUUAUGUGCUUUUCGUUUAUCGCAGGCUUUACCUCAGGAUUAAUAGGAAUCAGUGGAGGCGUUAUCAUGGGUCCUGUUCAGCUGGCAUUCGGGAUUAGGCCAGAAGUGUCAGCAGCCACUUCUUCUGUCAUUGUUGUCCUCACAUCUAGCUUGAAUUUCAUUUUAUUCCUAAAAGCUGGCAUGGUCACAGAAAAUUACUCACUUUGGCUCAUGGCUUUUUCUGUGAUUGGCUCAGCAGCUGGGAUUUUAAUCGUAAAAAAGAUUGUGGAAAAGCAAAAAAGACCUUCAAUUAUCGUGUUCUGCCUGGGAACUGUGUAUAUUUGUGCAUUUUUGCUUAUAUUGGCAUAUGGAAUAAGAAAGAUGUACAAAGAGGAAGAAAAAGGCACCGCUAAGUACGGAUUCCAGCCCUUCUGCUAA
Messenger RNA from Blepharisma stoltei, 2071 nucleotides. The record is from the annotation of a GenBank genome assembly. Lineage: Eukaryota; Ciliophora; Heterotrichea; Heterotrichida; Blepharismidae.